ACGUUGAUCGCUCUAUUAAUACGUGACCGCGCUUAAUUUUCUCGUUGCAUCGCGUUAUUAAGUCGUAACUGCGUGUGUUAACAAGUUGUGGCCAAGUAUUAUUUUUUUUUUAUUAAGCAGGGUUAUCGCAACCGGGGCUCCGUAGGAAUAUAGGGAGGAGUUAGGAAUGUUUUCUUCUUGCUCCAGCACAGUUGGUGGCGGUAUUGCACCAUCUCGGUGGAUUUUCAGCCACUGUUAAGUGACGGAAGAAGCAGUAGGACCCUUGCGUUUGUGUUUUGUUUUCCAGCCGAUAUGAUUUACUGACGGACUGUCACCGGCGGGCAGGUGUUUUAGCAAGGGAGGGGGGAAAAACAGCCAGGAAAAAACAAACAAACAAAUAAAAAAACUAUGAAGUUUUCAUCCAGGUUUUAGGAAUUUAACACAAUCAAUCUUUUUCAGUCUUGUGUACGCCUAGUUGUUGGAGUUGUUUUUGUAAUAAUGGAGAGGAGUAAUGAGAGCUUUUGCAGUGAGGGAUGUAGUGACCCAUCCAACCUUGUCUCAGAAGAUGGAAAAAAUAUGAAAUCAGUGGUGUGCCAGCGUUGUGGAUCCAAAGUGCUCUGCCCGGGUAUGGCUGUAUUUGCAGAAAAGCAGCUAUUUCUACCUUCAAUGCAAAAGAACAACAACGUUAACCAGACUGAUGGAACUUUAGACGGAGAUACGUUAACAGCUCAUUGGCUGGUGGAUGAUAUGUACACCUUUGAGAAUGUUGGCUUCACCAAAGAUGUAGGCAAAAUAAAAUAUCUCAUCUGUGCUGAUUGUGAGAUUGGACCCAUUGGAUGGCACAACCUUGAUGACAAGAAAUGUUUCUAUGUAGCACUGGAUCGAGUUAAACAUGUGUAGAGUGUUUCAGCCUGUUUCGUACAAGAUCAUGCUACACGAUUUUCUUUCACUUGUUACACUUAGGGUUUUUUUUUGCAUCGUUUUAAACAUACUUAUUUCAUCAGUAAACGGGGAGUAGUGUUUGAUACUGUAAAAUGUUUUGUUUUGCAUUUUAGAUGCAUUUAGUUUUUAUUCUUCAUAUUCUGUUCACUUUUAUUUGAAAUAUUCUUGAUUAAUACCCUGUUUUUCAUUCAUUAAGGACUCGUUUUCCUAAUAUGUACACGAAUACAGUAAAGUACUAACACAGUCUUGUUAUUAAAGGCAGGGGAACACAGCGUUUCAAACGAAAGUGGUGUUUUUGCAUUUUCCAGUGGGAAAAUAUGUGUUGAUUGUGUUGUAGGUACACCGAUUUUUCUUACAAGACCAUGCAAUAGGACCAGGGUAAAACAAAAAAAAAGGCGUUAUUUAUGGAUUAUAUCUUCUUGAACGUUUUCUGAUUGGAACAUUUUCUGAAAGGGGCAGAGAGAUACAGCCUUUUAUCCAGUUUAUUGCCACUAAGUGAUAUUAGACGUAAUGUACCUUACGAAAACUGUAUUUUUAAAGCACGUAAAACCCGUAAUUGAGCGUGCACCAAAGUCCUAUUUAAUGAGAGUUUUGUUCAGUUUUUCCUCUGGUAGGCUGGGUCAGUGUGCAGGACGGGUCAGUAAUGUGUGCAGUUGGGCGGAACCGCUUCCGCGUUGACGUGCGCUACGUGCAAACAGAUGCGGGGGGAAUGGAAAGAAGCAGUGAUGGCCGUUUCAUCGCUAAAAAGGCAUUUAAGCAAAGUACUUCUAGUUUAGAGCCGAAUUGAUGCGAUUCCUCGGUAAGCUUUCAUACUUAUUAUAUCCCUCGAUCAUUUUCUUUUUCGAGUAGUUCAGAAUCGCAUGUGAGUGACAUUUGCAAAUCCUAGCUUGAUUAAGUCCAGGCCUACAUUCACGAGAUAAAAUCUCAUCCAUCUUCUUCUUCUUUUUAAAUCAUAUUGUCCUUUAAAACGAUCGGCCAUCGCGGUGUGCAUUUGUAAAUUGUGGGUAAUAUGUUCACUAGAUGAAAUGAAUUGGAUCGCUUCCGCGGAUGACGUUAAACAACAGCAUCUAAAGGUAACUUCAGAGAGUCCAUUUAAAGAAGUAGUUCCGGUCGGCGUGCGUUUCUCAGCUGUUGUACAUUCAUAUGCGCAGCUUGCCUUGUUUUACUCCUGUAGUGUAGUCUACUCCACUGGGUGUUUACUAACGCCGUUCACUUACACAUUUUACUUUUAAAAGUAUCAAAGACUAAACAAUAUAGUUGGACAUCAAAGCAAAGACGUUUUCAAACAUUGGGGUAAUGCAUAUAAUUUAACAGGAAAAACUUUGACGCCAAUGUAAAAGCUUAUAACGAUUUAUCAAAUGGAUGAAUUACACGCUUAUGUAUUUUGUGUAUUUAAAGUGUUAAUUUGUUGCUAUUUGUAUUAUUUUCAGAACUAUGUUUGCAUAAUGACUUUUUCAAGCUACAUCAGUCAUGUGAUAUUGACAUUUUGACUGUUCUACUGAAACUGUACCAUGUGAAGACUGAUGUUUAUCGGUGGGUUUUGUGUGGACAUAACUGGUAUUAAACUGUUCAUAUGAUCAUAUA
Ictalurus furcatus (blue catfish) is the source of this 2505-nucleotide messenger RNA. It is a transcript of the gene rabif, whose product is annotated as RAB interacting factor. Gene Ontology annotation, cellular component: cytosol; membrane. The record is from RefSeq and is a predicted model, not a curated record. The transcript is spliced from 3 exons. Bases 478 to 879 code for a protein of 133 amino acids. Lineage: Eukaryota; Metazoa; Chordata; Actinopteri; Siluriformes; Ictaluridae. Gene Ontology annotation, biological process: small GTPase-mediated signal transduction; post-Golgi vesicle-mediated transport. Gene Ontology annotation, molecular function: zinc ion binding; guanyl-nucleotide exchange factor activity.